Sclerotinia trifoliorum is the source of this 1674-nucleotide messenger RNA. NCBI's taxonomy places the organism in Eukaryota, Fungi, Ascomycota, Leotiomycetes, Helotiales, Sclerotiniaceae. The record is from the annotation of a GenBank genome assembly.
GGUGGCUCCGAAAUCCAUGUCAUCUAUUGACAUUCCUCCACUCACGACCGUCAGCUCGUUUUCAACAGAGGGACUACAGAUCCGAUUAAAAGUCCAAUCAGUAUAUACAAAUGAUGACAACCUCACGUAAGUCUUUUUCUCUUGUUGUUCUCUUUUCUGGUGUUUGGUUUUCAAGGCUAAAUCAUCUUCUGACGUGUUUUGGUAUUUGUGUUUCGAAAUCUUGCCUGGUCUGUCUGCAAACGGACACGGAGAGUGUUUUUACAUCUUGUAAGAUUUUCUGAUUUAUCACUUACGCCCGCAUUCUUACGUCUUGCUUUUUCACUUCAUAUAUCGAGUCUUCCAGCCUUUGACUUGUUGAGUUUGCCGCGGGUUUCUGGACACUCAUUAUUGUCUAAUUUUCCAUCAUUCCAUCGAUUGAGGAACAAAAAUCUAAUCUUUUUUAUGCUCGCAUCAUUGCCACCAUGAAUUCUCUCCUUACCCUUCUCCCUCGUAAUCAACUCGAUAGAUAUGCAGAUUGCACAGUCGAUACCUGUCCCAUCUCUACAUCCUAUUAUUUCUAUCGUGUAUCAAUCGGCGCAAAUGCCGCUUUUCUCGCACUUUUCUGCCUCUCAUUCCUCGGAUUUUUCCUUACAUAUGCACUCACUCGUCGUGCGACGGCCUUCACAGUCGCCAUGUGCGCUGGUGUUAUACUCGAAAUCAUCGGGUAUGUGGGUCGUAUAAUGAGUUGGGAGAACCAAUGGAAGCAGAAUGGAUUUCUCAUGCAAAUCGUUUGCCUGACAAUUGCACCGGCGUUUAUGGCAGGAGGUAUCUAUUUGUGCUUGAGAAGAAUCGUGUAUGCGUUCGGACCGGAAAAUUCCCGGAUUAGCCCAGAGGCUUAUACUAGAAUUGUAUGUACCCGAUGAAUCAUGCCAUUUACGCUUCUACAUAUGAAACUAACUAUCUCACAGUUCAUCCCUUGUGAUCUCAUGUCCCUCCUGCUUCAAGCCGCAGGUGGCGGGUUGGCAUCCGCAGCCUCACAUCAGAACAAAUCGCCAGACACUGGUGAUAACAUCAUGGUAGCCGGCCUUGCAUUCCAAGUCUUCACUCUAUUAAUCUUCAUGAUUCUCUGCGUCGAUUUUGCAAUUCGGACACGCUCUCGAUACAGAUCCCUCGGUUCCGCAGCAUUCGAUCAAAACCCCGCUUUUAUAACCCUUCGCUCUUCCAAAGGCUUCAAGGGAUUUGUAAUCGCUCUUGCUCUUGCUACCAUAUGUGUCUUCUGGAGAUCUGUGUACAGAGUCGCCGAAUUGGCAGAAGGGUGGACGGGAAAUCUCAUCAGGAAGCAAAAUCUAUUUAUUGGAUUUGAAGGUGUUAUGGUCAUUGUGGCCUGUUUUGCACUGAACCUCUUUAAUCCUGCAAUUACAUUUAAAGAGGCAAUGACCGGAUUGGGUGGUCUAGGUACGAAGAAGAAGAUGAAGAAACAGGAAGAGUCGAGAGAAAAGACUAGCGAAGGGAUUAGCGCUAGUAACAGUGAUGUUGAGGCUGCUAAAAUGGCAUCUGCUUAGAUUUUUAUGCGAUUUUAUUUUUUCUAGGGUUUGGAAAUGGAUUUAUGAAUAAUGUUUCUUAGAGUACAUAAACCUUUGCAAUAGUUUUUAGAAGAUAUACAUAUAUAUGACAAUAUUUUAUGAUUAGGGUGGC